AUGUCUAUACAGAUCACAAAAGCGUAUACUGACUUCAUCUACAGCAACAAAGCAGAUCUCAAGCUGCUCGAGGAAAUGGGAGUAACACCCAAGACCAAGACGAGAGAACAAAAGCCAAGUCUUCGAUCAGUGGCAUACAUGGUCAUGGCUACUGUACGUAUGCGCAAGAUGCAGGAAGCGUGGGCAGGCAACAAAAAGUUGCACGAGACGUUGAUGAAGAAGUUGGAUGGCAUGAGACGGAAGCAAGGCAAGACGCCGCUACGAUGA
Molecule: messenger RNA, 267 nt
Organism: Aureobasidium musti
Lineage: Eukaryota; Fungi; Ascomycota; Dothideomycetes; Dothideales; Saccotheciaceae
Source: the annotation of a GenBank genome assembly